CAGUUGAUACGAAGAGCCUCGUUCGCGAGGCGGCAAUUAGAAGUUCCAAGGAGUCAGGCCGGGUGGCUGCGGAAGUAAGAGGGGGGGGGGGUGCGAAUGUGGAGAGGAGGAUAGGGCCCAGACGACGGAGCCGCCGCGCAGAACAAAUUUUUUACGCAGCCAAUCUUUGACCUCGCGGAGUCGGGCGCUCUCGCGUUGUGGAGACAUGACCGAGUGUUGAGCGCGGGUUCUUGCGGAAGGCGCGCUGUGAGCAGGCGAGCCGCGGGAAGAUGUGACAGGGCGCUGAGACGAAUGUCGCGCUGAACAAGACGCCACCGUGAAGAGAAAAAUGGAGAUGCUGUUGAGCGUCAAGCUCGUUUUCUUGGUGCUUUUCCUGGCGGGCAGCGCUUUCGGCGCUGUUAGCUACAGCAGCGACCAGCAGACUCCCCAUGAAGCGGAUAUCAGGAGAGGGUCCCCAAUGCUGGGCUGCAAGGAGUUGCGCUCGAAGCGCUACAUCUCAGACGGCCACUGCACCUCGGCGCGCCCCCUGCUGGAGGUGGUGUGCGCCGGUGCCUGUUUGCCGCUGGACCAGCUGCCCUGGUACUCGGACGGAUCGCCCGCCGGGGCCGCCGCCAGCUGGAGCUGCGAGCCCGGAGCCGUGCGCCUCAGGCGCGUCCACCUGCUCUGCCCGGACGGAGAGCGGAAGAGCUACAGGGUGCCCGUGGUGCGAGCCUGCAAGUGCGUGCGCAGCCUGGAGCACGCGACGCACGCAUCCUGAGGCUUCCGCGUCGAUGGCCGACGAAGUGCGGCGCGCUUGGCUUGAAUUGCGAUCGUUAGAAAACGAAGUUUUUCGAGUGCGUGUAGGU
Messenger RNA from Dermacentor albipictus, 845 nucleotides. RefSeq names its product sclerostin domain-containing protein 1-like. Lineage: Eukaryota; Metazoa; Arthropoda; Arachnida; Ixodida; Ixodidae. Gene Ontology annotation, molecular function: BMP binding. Gene Ontology annotation, biological process: negative regulation of BMP signaling pathway; negative regulation of Wnt signaling pathway. The record is from RefSeq and is a predicted model, not a curated record.